Messenger RNA from Oppiella nova, 1207 nucleotides. NCBI's taxonomy places the organism in Eukaryota, Metazoa, Arthropoda, Arachnida, Sarcoptiformes, Oppiidae. The record is from the annotation of a GenBank genome assembly.
GAGUGAAGUGUCGUAACGUCAUAUACGGGCGAAUAGUGGCGAACAUCUGUCCCCAAAGAAUAUGACAUUAGAUUACAUAAUAUAUGAAUAGAUGUGAUGAUUGUUUGCAUUGCAUUUGACAGUCGAUUGAUUGCAUGACAACAACACAUAUACUGUAAACACAUUUCAGACAUCUUUAAGACACUAUCAGUGCAUCACUUCUGCCAACCAUUUGCUGACCGUUCGGACACAUCCCUCCCUAUCAGACAAUAGCCUAUUGUGACACGUCUUAUAUGCCCACAGAUUCAUCCAUUUGCUGAUCACUUCAUUGGACACAAACAGAGGUCGACAACAAAAUGAAUCACAAUUGGGAUCAAAAGAAAGGAAACGCUCCUCAAGUGUAUCCACCCCUCUAUGGAGGGCCCCCAUCGGCGCCACAACACAUACCGCAGCAGUCGAUGCAGCAGUCCUUCCAGGGGUUGCCACAGCCGUACCAAUCCAUGGGCGGCCCUAUGGGACAGCCAUUAGGCGCUGGUAUGGCUCAGGGAUUGGGUCCACCGCCCCCUUACACGCCAUACUCGGAACAGUCGCAGCAACAGAUGAAAUAUAUGUCGCAAAUGACAUACAAUCCCAACCAAUACAUGCCGACCUCGAGCGCCGGUGUGGGCGCUCCACUCGUGCCACAGCCCCACACAUCCAUUGCCGGAGCGCACAGUUAUCCCUACCCUUCGAAUCCAUAUCAAAACCCUGGUCUCUAUAACCCAUACAACCCGUACCAGAAUUUGCCGCCAAAUAGUACUGUAGUUAUGCCGCAGGGCUUCGAUGCCGGCGCUCGCUUUGAUGGCCUCGCGCGGCCUGGCAUUCCGCAGCCGCCCCCACCGGGAGUGGCGCCCAAUGCGGCCCAAUUGGCGGCAAUGCAGGGCCACAAUGUGGUGAUCGGCCAGAAGAAGGGCUCCUUCCUCGAGGGCGGCAGUAGUGGCGGCUAUACCUUCUGGUAGACCACAUACUCACGUAUUCAGUAUUCAAUUCAAUAGCUUCUCAUUCGUAAAACUGUUUCAAUAUUUAUGCAAAACAUUAUCUUUACGAAUAAUCAAUUUUAUGCCGUUUUUUCACUCAAGUUUUAACUUAAAAAUCUAAUUAUUAUUAAUAAUCAUUAUUGAAGUCCUUUUUUCGAGUCCUAAUUUUGUGUUCAAUCCAGCGAUUGAUUAUUAUUUAUUUAAUAUAACGG